Molecule: messenger RNA, 1454 nt
Organism: Leptopilina heterotoma
Lineage: Eukaryota; Metazoa; Arthropoda; Insecta; Hymenoptera; Figitidae
Product: small ubiquitin-related modifier-like
Exons: 5
Coding region: 139-435 (98 amino acids)
Biological process (GO): protein sumoylation
Cellular component (GO): PML body; nucleus
Molecular function (GO): ubiquitin-like protein ligase binding; protein tag activity
Source: RefSeq, a predicted model, not a curated record
AGUUUUGGAAUGCCCGGUUUAUUUUUGGAACGGAAAGCUACUAUAUGAAACUGCCAAAAGCAAAGGCGCCAUAUUGCUUGCUUGUGUUUGGUUGCUGUUGCGGCGCGUGGUCAAUUAUAUCGUCUCUAAUUUAUAACCAUGUCUGAUAAUCAGGAACAAAAACCCGAUUCCGGCCCAGGAGACGCGAAUUCGGAAUACAUCAAACUCAAAGUAGUUGGAAAUGACAGCAAUGAAAUUCACUUUAGGGUAAAAAUGACUACUCAAAUGGGAAAAUUAAAGAAAUCCUACAGCGAUCGCGUGGGUGUUCCCAUGACAAGUCUCAGGUUUCUCUUUGAUGGCAAAAGAAUUAAUGAUGAUGAAACGCCAAAGCAGUUGGAGAUGGAAAAUGACGACGUCAUUGAAGUUUAUCAAGAGCAAACAGGUGGUUACUACUGAAUAGAAGUUUAAUGGAGGUGCCAUGCAAUUUGGUUUUCAUAUUUUUUUUACGAAAAAAAAGUGAAAGUGAACAAACGGACAAGAUUUAAAUCAUGUUCAUGUGUUAAACAAAAUCAUGUUGUAUAAUUUGACAUCGACGUAACAAUCUGGACGUGCUGGUUAACAUUCCCAUAAACAAUAAGGCAAGUUUAUCAAAUUGCUCAUCAGCAGAAACUGUGUCUAUUCUUUUUUUUUUAAUUUAAUUUAUUUUUCUUCGAUAAUAUCCAGUGUGUCAAGUAAUGUUUCUGUAUCAAAAUUUCCAAAAAAAAAGAAGAAAAUCAUUAUUUUCUUUUAUUAAAAAAGAUGUCGUUUAUUUUUAUAAAAAAAAUAGCACCAAGUUUGUUACGUUAAAAAAGAUUUUUCAAAUUUUUUUUCUAUAAUGCGUUGGCAAAAAAGCGAAUUUAUCAAAAAGAAAAUAAUUGGAAAUUAUCUCAAUAAAAAAUUAUAAGAUUCAUUUGUUCAAAUUUGAUUAAAUUUUUCUUGUAACUUUAAUUUAUUCAAAUUGGGCUUUUCGUUGAUAUUUUAUUUAGAUAUUUUCCGAAAAAUAUAUUUUUUUUUUGAUAAUCUUAAACAAAUUGUAUGAGAACACGAAUUUGCAACAAAAAAAACAAAUACUAGAUAUUCCAAAGGUGGAAUUGCAAACAUUUGCGGUUAGAGUUUUUCAUGGCCGACGGAUUUAAUUCCAACUGUAAGCUUUCAGUAAUUACAUUCUAGAUUAUAAUGUUUUUAGAAAUUAACAAAUUUUCCUCGUUCUUUUUAGUAUUCCAGUUAAUUUUUCUUUCUUCCUUUAUUGUUUAAUAUUCUACGUAAAAAAAAGAAGUCUUUGAAAAAAGAAAUAAAAUAAAACGUGCUGAGACGAAUAUUAUAUAUGUAAUAAAAAGGGUACGUUUUUUAUCCUACGCGUCGCAAACAUAAAAAAAAAAAUUAUGUAUUACCAUCUUGGAAUUUGUAUCAAUAGAUGAUCUUUUUCUUAUACCGAA